UCGCCUCGCGCUCGCUGACACCCGCACAGGCUUACGCCCCCCUCUCCUGCUGCUCGCGACUGGCUGAGCGCUGGUCGGAGAUGCGCGCGCAGUGAGUCGGCUCGGUGACCGGGCGCAACUGCUAGUGUCGCCGAACCGGAGAGAGGAGGAGGAAACCACCGACACGGUUUAACAAUUUAGUUCUUAAACAAAAGAAUAUCAAGUGUUUCAAUGGUUGGAAAAAGAUAACGAUUUGGAAAGGUGUUGCUUGGGAAUCACAAGAUGAGCUCACUAAAGCCAAGUGGACUUAAAGCUCCUUCCAAAAUAGCGAAACCUGGGACAGUAGCUGUAACUGCUAAAUCAUCUGCUGUUACUGCAGCUGCACCUUUAAAACCAGUAGAAAAAUCGGACAGUGCACCAGUUUUAGAGACUCCAGAAGGGUUUGUGGAUGACUUUCGAGUUGGAGAGCAUGUGUGGGUUAAUGGUAAUAAACCUGGAUUCAUUCAGUUUCUUGGUGAGACUCAGUUUGCUCCAGGACAGUGGGCAGGAAUUGUUCUGGAUGAUGCAAUUGGCAAAAACGAUGGGGCUGUUGCUGGUGUCCGAUAUUUCCAGUGUGAGGCCUUAAGGGGAAUAUUUACAAGACCUUCAAAGUUGUCACGUAAACCAUUGGAGGAUGAGACCAAUGGUGCCCAAAAUACAUCAAGAGCUACCUCACCAACCUCUGUGUCUUCUUCAAAUGUUGUUUCUCCUGUGCCAUCUUCUGUAGCAACACCUCUGAAAAGUACUACAUCUUCUACUAAGGAACCUAGUACACCUGCCCCACUGAGCAACCUCUCACGGACAGCAAGUGAAUCAAUAUCAAAUCUUUCUGAGACUGGGUCAAUAAAGAAAGGGGAGCGAGAGCUCAAGUUGGGAGACAGAGUUUUGGUAAGUGGUUCAAAAGCUGGAGUGAUACGGUUUCUGGGGGAAACUGAUUUUGCCAAGGGAGAGUGGUGUGGAGUGGAGUUAGAUGAACCUUUGGGAAAGAAUGAUGGAGCAGUGGCUGGCACAAGGUAUUUUCAGUGCCAAUCAAAGUAUGGCUUGUUUGCACCUGUACAUAAAGUUACACGGAUUGGUUUUCCAUCAACUACUCCAGCAAAAUCUAAAACCACCGUAAGAAAAGUUCCUGCAACACCUGCCACACCAUCAUCUUUAAAGCGUAGUCCAAGUGCAUCUUCUAUAAGCUCCAUGAGUUCAAUUUCCUCUUCUGUGAGCAACAAACCAAGUCGCACUGGCUUGUUAACCGAAACAUCAUCCCGAUAUGCAAGAAAAAUUUCUGGAACUACCGCUCUUCAGGAAGCUCUGAAAGAGAAGCAACAACAUAUAGAGCAGCUUCUGGCUGAAAGGGACAUGGAGAGGGCUGAAGUUGCAAGGGCUACAAGUCAUGUAGGCGAGGUAGAACAAGAGUUAUCUGUGAUUAGAGAUGGCCAUGACCAGUAUGUAAUGGAAAUGGAGUCCAAGAUGGACCAGUUACGCGCUAUGGUUGAAGCAGCAGACAGAGAAAAAGUAGAACUUCUAAAUCAGUUGGAAGAAGAGAAGAGGAAAGUCGAAGAUCUCCAAUUCCGUGUUGAAGAAGAGUCUAUUACCAAGGGUGAUUUAGAGACGCAGACCAAACUGGAGCAUGCCCGCAUUAAGGAGCUUGAACAGAGCCUGCUCUUUGAAAAGACCAAAGCUGACAAACUUCAGAGAGAGUUAGAAGAUACUAGGGCCAAAACAAGGCCAGUUUCCUUAAAAGUGGCAACUGUCUCUGAAAAGUCUCGCAUCAUGGAACUAGAAAAGGAUUUGACUUUGAAAACUAAAGAAGUAGCAGAUCUGCAUCAAAAACUGGUAGAAUGUAGCAAGCAGUCUAGUGACGUAGACACAUCAAUUUCUCUUUUGCAAGAAAUAAGUACUUUACAAGAAACCAUUGCAGCACUAAACAAGAAACAUGAUCAAGAUAUUGAGUCUCUCAAAGGCAAGGUAGACCGUGCACACGAUCAUGACAGAGAGGUGGAGACGCUCAAAGCUCGUGUAGAAAAGCUAUCCAAAGAGAAUGAAACCUUGAAUGUAAAGCUCUGCCAUGCGGAAAAGGAGAAUGCAGAGGUAAUAGAACUUUGGAAGUCAAAAUUGGAUUCUGCCAUCAGUUCUCAUCAGCAAGCAAUCGAGGAGUUGACCCUUUCAUUCAGUAAAGGUGCACUGACAGAUAAUGCUGCAUUAAUUGACCUGAAGGCUCAGAUUGAAAAUCUCAAAUUAGAACAACAAAAAAAUACUGAACAGCUUAUAUCUAAGAAAGAGAUGGAUUUAGCUGAACGCCUGAAAGAAAUCGAAGCUUUAAAGGCGCAACUGAAAGCAUAUAAUGAAGAAAAAGAAAUAGAACUUGAAGCAGUUCAGUCUAAACUGGAAGCAGCCGAAGAGCAACACCUAAUUGAAAUGGAGGAUGCAUUAAAUAAAUUGCAUGACACUGAAAUUAAGGUAAAAGAACUAGAGGCUUUGCAAGCCAAGUGCAGAGAACAAAAUGAAAACAUUGAUAGGCUAAAAGUACAUCUAAAGGAAGCAGAAGAGAGGCUAGUAAACCUUGACACUAUGCAGAAAGCAGAGUCUGAAUGGAAGGUGGAAACCUUGAAAUUUAAGCAGAAACUUGAGGCAGCUGAAGGGCAAGUUAAAAAUCUUGAGGCUGAAAAGCUUGCAGAAAGUAGAAAGGCAAAUGAAUUAAAAAAAGAGUUGAUGGAGCAUAGUGAAAAGUUUGCUGCCCUUGAGGACAAUUUAAAGUCAUUGGUUCAGGUUAAAGAAUCUUAUGAAAAGGAAAUGGAAGAAUUGAAAAAAUCUAUUAAUUCCUCUACAGAAGACACAAAGAUUCUUCAAAAAGCUAUGCAAGAAGCAGCGAAUAAACUAAAUGAGAAAGAACACCAGUGCAUAGAAUUUACCAAAAGGCUGGAACAUUUGGCGCCUCAGUGUGCUGUGCUGGAGAAGAAGGUGAAAGAAGGUGAUGAGAAACAAGAAAACUUACUGAAGGCAAAAGCGAAGUUAGAAAAUCAAAUAGAGGAAAUGAUUCAGUCAUCAGGAGAUAGCUCUGUUCAGCUUUCAGUAUUGAAUGAAGAACUACAGUCUAGGGAAAGAAGUUUAGCAGACCUGCAGACAGAACUGUCAAAAUCCAGAGAAACCGUGAAACAGCUACAAGUGGAUAUUGAGCAGUUGAAAUCUGAAGCCAAACUUUCCUCCGUGAAGGCACAAGAGUCACAUCAGUUGGCAAUAAAGGCUAUUACUUCUGAAAUGGAAGACGUGAAAUUAACUGUUGAAAAGGUUCAAGGUAAAAAUAGAGAAAUGCAGGCACUUCAUGAAAAAUCGAUAGCAGACUUAGUUUGCCAACAUGAAGCUGCUAUCAGUGAGCUCAAACAAAACCUGCAGGCUAAAGAGGACUUGUGGAAAACUGCCCAGACCACACAUAAUAGUAUGGUCAAACAAAUGGAGGAGCUGCAACAGCAAGCAGAACAUGCCAAGUCUUUAACCUAUGUGUUAGAAUCCAAAAAGCAAGAGGUUGAACUGAUAACAGAAGAGAUGAGGGUUUUGAAAGUGGAAAAGGACAUACUGGCCCAGGAGGCAGAUGCAUUAAAGCUAGGAAAGGAUUCACUGCUUUCAAAGAUUGUAGACUUUGAAUCUUGUGUUAAUGUGCUCCAGCAAGAGCAAAUCAGGCUUUUGUCUCUCAAUGAAGAGCUUAAAGCUGCAAAAGACAGCCUUAAAUGUGAGAAACAAGAUCUUGAACAAAAAUGCACUGAGUUAAAUAGUGACUCUCAGACAUUAGCAUCUGAAAAAGAACAACUGAUAGCUGAACUGGGUAACGCUAAAGAUGAGCUUCUGAAGAUGAGUUUGGACUGUGAAGGCUUACAGUCUUCUGUUAAUGAAAUGGAUGCUAAAAUGAAAGAACUUCAGACAGAUAAGGAUUUACUUCAAAGCAAGAAUCGGGAAAUCCAGGAGCACCAGAUGAGUGCUACUGAAGAAAAUAUGGUUCUUGCAAGGGAAAAAGAUGAGAUGAUUCACAUGCUGAAAAACACCACAGAAGAUCUGACGAGCAAGCAGAAAGCUCUAAAAGAAGAAAUAGAUGAUCUAGAAGCAGGUAAACAAUUUGCAUCAGAUCAAUAUUUAGAACUGCAGAGCAAGUUAGGUGCUGUAAUUGAUGAGAAGGAGAAGCUGAUCAAAACUAUUACAGAUGCAAAAUCUGAAAUGGAAGAUCUUCUAAUAAAGCAAAACCAGUUAAAUACAGAGAUAGAAAAUGUGCUUCAAGAAAAAGAAAAGUUAGCAUUAAAAUAUAAUUCUAUGGAAAGUGAACUGAUGGAAAUCAAAUCUCAACUGGACAAAUCCAUCCAAGAAAACCUAGAUCUUACAAACCGAAGAGAUGAAUUGCUUCAAGCAUGUGCUUUGAAUGAAAAAGACAAACAUAAAUUGGAGGAAUAUGAAAAGGAAGUCAUAGCUCAUAACAUCUCAAUUAAGGAAAAAGAUGAAAUAAUUCAAACCCUUACUUGGUCCAAGGAAGACCUGGAAAGGAAAGAAACUGACCUGAUGUAUGAAAUAUCUACUGCUAAAAAAGAAAAUGAGAGCAUUCUAAAUAGAAAUGUAGAAUAUGAAAAUACAUUUUCUGUUUUAAGCAUUCAGAAUGAGGCUUUAGUAAGAACAAAUGCAGCUCUUACUUCUGAAAAGGAAGAACUCACAUUACAACAAAAUGAAUUAAAUGAAAAAGUAAGGGAAUUACUUACAGAGAAAGAUGAAAUGAUUAUAAAUUGCAGUGAGUUGACAAAACAAUUAGCAUUAGUUAGAAAAGAACUUCACAACUCAGAAAAAGAUAAUGAAGAACUUCAACUCUCCAAGAAAAGUCUAAUAAUGUUACUUGAAGAAAUUAAGACCAGUAGUAGUAUAUCUAAUUCUGAACGUGUUACGUUGCUACAAGAAAAGGAGAUGCUACUUUCAUCUGAGAGAAAGUUGACAAAUGAAAUAGGUGAUCUUUUAAAACAAAACAAUGAGCUUGUGGUUAAAUGUGAGAUGUGUUCAGAAGAGGCCAAGAUUGUCCAAGGCAAAAUGAUGGAUGAGAUAAAUAACUUAAAAAAUGAAAAAAAUCUGAUAUCUCUGCAGGUGGCAGAUUUAGAAAACCAACUCGGGUCUAUGUCUGAAGAGCAAAAUGCUGUUAACGCAAUGAACACUGAGCUUCAGUCUAGAGAGCAAUUCAUUAUAAAUGAGCUUGCUAGCAUUAAAGCUAAGUUUGAAUGUUCAGAAUCCUCAAACCUUGUAUUGUCUCAGGAGAAAAGUCACCUGUUAGAAGAAAUUGAAUCUUUAAAGGUUAAUAUCACAGAAGCAAUGAAGAAAGUUGAUGAAUUGACCAAAACUAAUGAAAACCUUUCAUUAUUAGUGGAGCAAACCCAGAAAGACAAGACUGCUCUGGAAUUGGAUCACCAGGAUAACCUGACGGAGAAACAGUCUUUGCUUGAGAAAUAUGAUAAGUGUUGCAUUGACAUAGAUUUGUUGACAAAAGAUAGAGAUGACUUGCAAGAAAAAUGUAAUGAACUUUAUACAGGCUUUACAAAAUUUGAGCAAAGGCUAGCUGAAGAGAGACAAAUGUUUAUAUGUCAAACAGAUGGUCUACAGUUAAAAUGUACAGAACUUCAAACAAGCUUAGAUAAUGUGGUGGAAGAAAAGGAACAGCUAUUACUACAAAAUAAGGAGCAUCAGUGUAAGUAUGACAAACUUCUAGAGCAGAAGGAGAAUCUAGACCAUCUCUUGCACACCCUUGCCCAGGAAAAGGUGAGAUUAGAACUGCAGAACAGUAAUCUUUCAUCUAACUUGGAAGAGCUUAAUAAUGAUUUUGUUUCCUUAACAAAAUCAAAAGAAGAGCUUCAAGACUUGUAUAAGAGUGCUUCUAACACAUUGGAAGAGCUUUGUUGUCGGCACAAAUUCAACGAAAAGGAAAUAGAAAAACUAAGUCAGGAGAGGUCUCAUUUGUUAUCUGCACAAGAAAACCUGGAAUGCACAAACUUAACCAUUUUAAAAGAAAAACAAGAUGUCAUCGAGACCUGUGGCAGACUCUCCGAUGAAGUAGUCGCACUAACCACAAGCAACCAUGAAGUGUCGGGACUUGUUGAACAGUUAGAAAUCCAAUGUCAGGCAUUACAGAGGGAAAAAGAGGAGUUGGUGUUGAGGUUUAAUGCACUGCAGGCUCAACAGAACAGCAAGGAAGCCCAAAUACAUGAGGUUUCUCAGAUUGCAGAAGAAUCUUAUAAAAAGAUUGAGCAGAUAACUGCGGAGAAAAAUGCACUAGUCAAAGAAAGGACGGAGUCUGUCUCUACGAUGGAAGAGCUGAAGAAACGUCACUCAGAACUGCAGAAAGAACUGGAUUGCCUUAAAGAACAGCAAGCAUCAGCUGCAGAACAGACAAGCAAGACUAAUGGGCUUCUGAAAGGAGAAUGUUUGAAAACAGAAGCUCUUAAGAAAGAAUUGGAAGAGCUGAGGCAGGCAGCAGAGCAUAAGUCCCAGCAGUUAGCAGCUCUGCAGGAGGAGAACCUCAAACUUGCAGAGGAGCUUGGAAGGAGCAAAGAGGAAGUCUCAACUAACCAAAAGCUGGAAGAGGAGAGGUCCGUAUUAAAUAAUCAGCUGCUAGAGAUGAAAAAAAGCUUACCCAGUAACACAGUAAGAGAAUGUAUUCUAAAGACAGAGUUUGAUGAAGAGAAGACGUCUCUACAGAAAUCUCUCACGAGUACCAGUGCCUUGAUCACUGAGAAGGACAGAGAACUGGAAAGACUGAGAAAGGAGGUGACAUUACUACGGGGAGAAAAUGAGUCAGCAAGAACUUUACAGCUGGCAGUGAAGUCACUGGAGACGGAAAAACUUAAGUUGGAGCAAAAAGUGCACAACUUGGAGAAGGAACUGAAUGAGAACAAGACACAGCUUAACAACUUAUCAAACUCCUCAGGUGAUGCAUCCUUCAAUAGCCAGUACCAGGAUGAUUGCGCUUCCAUGAAAAGCCAGAUCGAUUUUCUCAAUACAGUCAUAGUUGAUCUUCAAAGGAAAAAUGAUGAUUUAAAAGAUAAGAUUGACAAAAUGGUUGAAGCAUCACUUAAUGUCAACAAUGUGGAUGAAAUGGAGAAUUAUGACAGCUUAAAUGGUACUCAAGCCAAGAAGAAAGUGCCCCCUCGUCUGUUCUGCGAUAUCUGUGACUGUUUUGAUCUCCACGACACAGAAGAUUGUCCAACACAGGCCCAGUUGCCUGACUUACCUCAUUCCAACUUCCAUGGUAACAGAAAAGAGGAACGACCAUAUUGUGACAUCUGUGAGGUAUUUGGGCACUGGACAAACAGCUGCAAUGAUGAUGAGACCUUUUAAUAUGAAAAGUCUACAGUACCUGAUCGUCUUGAUGCGGGAUAUAUCAUCCACACCAGCAUUCUCGUGCACAUGCUUCCAGAAACUCUCUGCACACAUUUACUACAGUACUACUUCAUUUGCAAUGCAUGUGGUUUCCCUCUGUUGGCUAAACUGGGGCUGUCACUGUAAACCAAUGAAUUGUGUGCUCAGCUUUGCUUCAUCACACCGUUAUAAGGGCUUGCAAAGUGAUUGGAUCUAAUGAGUGAAACCUCAUCUAAUCUUAGCCUCUGUUUUAACAAUUCACCAGAUGUCAGUACAUGUAUAUUAUUCUUCAGUUCUAUAUUUGCACUACUGUAUUUACAUUUGUACAUUUAAAUGCCUUCUGCCCAUGACACUGGAUGUAAUUUACAUAUCAGGCUUUCAUUUUAUUUUUCCACUAACAUAAAAUGUGGUGAAGAAAUAGAAGAAAAAUACAGGUUUAACCAAUGAUAAAAAUGCUUACAGUUGCACAUAAAAUCUAAACCAAUGAAAAUCAAUGCUGUUAAGAAAGGCGAACCAUGGGAAAAGUACCUAACAUAUCUACCAUGACACAAUCGGUAUCUUGUGGUGUGGGGUGUAAUGGUAACAUUCUGCUGACACUUCUAUGCAUCGAGUAAAAACAUACGAACUACAGGUUUGUUUUUUUAACAGUAUUGAUAGUGCUAAUUAUACAGUGUAAAACCAUAAUGAACUGUCAAUGUUUUAUUGGUAUUCGCUCUCAGUAGAGCUCACUUUAUAAAUCUGAGUAUUGAGUAUUACUGCCACUCUGUUUUACUUGACUGGGAUAUUUAACAAACAAAAUAUAAGACAUUUAACCACCAUCUUGUAUGAAAACUCAAGUGUAUCUAUGGGUAUGUCUAUGGGUCAAAUGAAUGCUUGACCAUUCAAGAUCUGAAAAGAAACUUGUAUAGUUUUAAUCCUUUUUUAUUGUCGCCUUUAUCAAACUAUGGUACAGUGUGACGUCUUUUUUAAUGACAUGCUGCUGACUGUUCUCAGCUGGGCAGUUUUAAUACUGACCACCUGUAGACGUAAAUCUUUAGACCUCUCACAAGCUGCGAGCCUUUACUCCUCUUUCUUUUGUCCGAAAAGCCUUAGUUCUGUUUGUGUCUUGGACGUCCUCUAAAACCCAACCUAUAUCACAAACCAUAUCUCCGAAUACUAUUUUUACAUUUGUAAUUAAACAUUGGAUUUUUAUAGCCUAACCAUUCUUUAAAUAAUAUAAACUACUGCAGUAUUUCUUUUUCCAUGUUUCUUCUAUUUUUCUUGAAUAAAUUAGCCCCUCCUUCCACUUGUAACAAAAUUGAAAUAUGAAUAUUCGUAAUAACUUUUUUCGACACCUUAUAUUGUACAAAUUUGUUUAUAGAAUGUUACUAAGUUAAUAAUAAAUUAGAUUGACAAAGAAAUCUGUUUGAAUAUGUAUAUGAAUUGGUUGUUGCAUUAGUGUAUAGUAGAGGAAUGAAUGAUGUAAAUAUACAUAUUCUCUCAAAAUAAAGGUUUAAAAAGUGAAUAAAAAAAAAAAGUUUCUAUCAAUAUAAUGUAUUAAUAUCCAGUACAUAUUUAUUGUCCAUGUAAUACGUUUGUUCUUAAGUGGGUUUUCUUAUAUUGAGAAUUCUGUACCUGGCUUUCCAUGGAUGGGUUUGUAAUUGGCUGUUAAAAGCUGAAUUAACUUAGCAAAUUUGCUGAUAUUUUGUGUAAUAUAAAAAUACAGGUAUAAUUUGUCAAAAAAUCUGUAGACCUCUUUUUGAAAGGCAAAAAAUGCAUCUUAAAAAAUAAAUAAAUAAAAAUCACAAAA
This is a messenger RNA of Pseudophryne corroboree (corroboree frog), 9169 nucleotides long. It is a transcript of the gene CLIP1, whose product is annotated as CAP-Gly domain containing linker protein 1. The coding region runs from base 262 to 7359 and encodes 2365 amino acids. Gene Ontology annotation, biological process: cytoplasmic microtubule organization; positive regulation of microtubule polymerization. Gene Ontology annotation, cellular component: nucleus; microtubule plus-end; cell cortex. Lineage: Eukaryota; Metazoa; Chordata; Amphibia; Anura; Myobatrachidae. The transcript has 28 exons. Gene Ontology annotation, molecular function: microtubule plus-end binding. The record is from RefSeq and is a predicted model, not a curated record.